Messenger RNA from Cercospora beticola, 2971 nucleotides. RefSeq names its product mRNA splicing protein SPP382 (gene SPP382). The record is from RefSeq and is a predicted model, not a curated record. Gene Ontology annotation, molecular function: nucleic acid binding. Gene Ontology annotation, biological process: spliceosomal complex disassembly. NCBI's taxonomy places the organism in Eukaryota, Fungi, Ascomycota, Dothideomycetes, Mycosphaerellales, Mycosphaerellaceae. Gene Ontology annotation, cellular component: U2-type post-mRNA release spliceosomal complex.
CAUACUGCAUAGAUUCCACCACUUCACAAUCGCCUCGAUUGCGACCUCGCUCCGGUUGGGCCAGACUCCCGCAAUAUGGAGAAGCGCAAGCACGAUGGUGGUGGUGACGCUGGGCCUCGCAAGGCGCCGAAAGCCAGCGGCGGUCUGUCAUUCGCGCAGAAAAUGAUGGCCAAGAUGGGCUACAAACAAGGCUCUGGUCUGGGGAAAGAAGGAGAGGGUAUCGUGAAUCCGAUCGAAGUCAAAUUGCGACCGCAAGGUGCUGGUGUGGGUGCCGUGAGCGAAAGGACGGAGCAGUACAAGCAGGAACAGAAGCGGGCGGCAGAAAAGCGCGGCGAGCAGUAUGAGGACAGCAGCGAGGAGGAGCGCAAAGCGCGAAGAGCGCGGAAGAAAAAGUCGCAAGGUGUGAGCAGCGGGACAAGUACUCCGGGAGGGGGUGGUGUAGGCGGUGCGCGGAAGCCAAAAACGAAGUACAGGACGGCAGCAGACAUUCAAGCCGCGGCGCCGGGAUUAGAUGUGCCACCGCAAAUGCUGAGCUCGAUUAUCGAUGCCACCGGGAGCCAGACGAAGACUCUAACGAGCGCUGCUGGUCUUAUGACCCCAGCAGGGUUCCAAACGGCCGACACGGAAGCCGAGAAGAUCGCCAAACGCGAGCGAUUGGAGCUGGAAGCUUUUAUUGAAGCCUGGCACGGCAUUCAGGAGCAGAAGGUCUACGCUGAAGAGCGCGCAGGUCAAAUUCAAAUCGAAGCAGAUCAGCAGAAGGACGAGGUCGAACGGAUGCAGGCUGUUGUUGAGGCUGUGGAGAACUUGCGCCUGGCCAUGAUCUCCAGCGUGACUGGUAGCGAAACGGAGUCUGAAUGGGCCUCGCUAGUCGCGAAGUUGAAAGACCUACAGGAGACCCACAAACAUGAUGUUCAGCGAUACGAGCUCGGAGAUGCUGCCAUCGGCGCCUUGUACCCACUCUUCAAGAAACGCCUAGCUGCAUGGGAUCCUAUUGAAGAGCCCGAUCUUCUGGUAUCUGAUCUGCUUCAGUUACAAUCUCUCCUCGGUCUGGGCACAAAGGACGAAGUUGUGACUGUACGGCACGUCAAUGAGCUCGACGAAGACUACGGGAGGUCGAAACGGCAAAAGGCCACUUCAUCUUACCAAACUAUGAUUCAUACUAUCUGGCUGCCCAAAAUACGCACCACGAUCACGAACUGGGACGUCCUCGAUCACGCGCCUUUGGUCAGGCUUGUAGAAUCCUGGCGGCCACUUUUACCGCCAUUCAUAUAUGCUCACUUGAUGGAUCAGCUCAUCGUGCCCAAGCUCGCAUCUGCACUCAAAACAUGGGAUCCAAAAGUUCGCACACACCACCACAAGAGGGUCACGCUGAAAUACGCUGCACCACACACAUGGCUCUUUCCGUGGCUGCCCUACCUUCCGCCUUAUCAACUCGACACUAAAUCCGCUGGCAGCUUACUAUCCAGCGUCAAAGACCGAUUACGAAGGGUUCUGGACAAUUGGGACAUCGCGACCGUACUUCCUGGCCUCACUGACUUCCGCAAUAUUCUCCAUUCUGAGCUCGAUCAUAUUCUGGUCCGACAUCUGCUUCCAAAGCUUGCUCGGCAUUUGUCGCUCGAAUUUGAAGUGGACCCCUCAGACCAAGAUCUGACGCCCCUCGAGAACAUCCUACGAUGGCAACCGCAUUUCAAAACGGAAGUCUUCGCGCGACUUCUCGUGGCAGAAUUCUUCCCGAAAUGGCUUUCAACUUUGCACCUGUGGCUAACCUCUGAAGGGGCCAUAAUCGGGGAAGUAGGUGAAUGGCUGAGUUGGUGGAAGCAGCAAAUUCCAGAGAAAAUAAGCAAGCAUCCUGAUGUCGCGAAAGAAUGGCAGAAAGGAGAUGAAAUGGUUAACAAGGCUCUCGACCUCAUGGACGAAGGCGUUUCAGUCUCCGAGCUGGCUGCUCCCGCUGCUGGACCAGUCCGCCCGAUUGCCAAAGAGGUCGGCAAGAAGCUCGAAGCACAAGCUGCCGCGACAACCCAACUGCCAGAUAAACCCGUGCCGGACUUUAGAGAUAUAGUGGAAGCUUGGUGUGCGGAAGAGGAUCUCAUGAUGGUCCCGCUUCGCGAGGCACAUCCUGAAAGUGGCGCACCGCUGUUCAGAAUUACAGCUAGUGCUACCGGAAAGGGUGGCGUGGUUGUCUAUCUUCAAGGCGAUGUUAUAUGGGGACAAAAGAAGGGCGACAGGACUAAGUACGAGAUACUGGGCAUGGAGGAGAAACUGAUUGAACGGGCCGAGGGGAAGUGAGCAUGAUGCGCAGCUACAGAUCGCUCAGGCCCAGUAUACCGCGCUCUGCAGUGCCACAAUCCCCUCGCGCUAUCCGCCGAUGCCGCCAUGCAUUGAGUGGUCAACAGCAACUUCCCAACUGCGACCUUACGGAAUCGGCGCAGUUGGGCCAAAGCUGAAAAGGUGAGCCUCACUGCUGCAUACUAGCAGGACAGCUACUCAAGCUUGGCUUUGGCUAAUCUGAUCUUCGUGCAAACCAAGCAGCGCUCGCAUAACGAGCUGUCCUCGACACAGGUUUGGGCUCGCAUGAAUGUACGAACGCAAAAAGAAGUCUAUUCAUUCCUAGCAUCGACCGCGGCCUCAUGGCAAGCACCCAGACCCAAAUGCCUCCCACCCUCGUCCCCCCUUCAGAUAUGCUCCUCCAAUCCUUUCCCAAUGAACCCGCUAACGCUGGAAAUCUUCAACGAAAGCGAUUCACUCAAAACCCUCUCCGCUUCCCAUCGCCACAGACAAUUACCCUCAGCCUUCUCAAGCGCGGUAAUGAGCGUAUACAAUUUCUUCCUGAGCUCCGAAGGUUGCAAUGGGAUCUUUGCGCCUCUCGCGGAGAAAUUGAAGAGUAAUUCCACAGCGUACACGACUUGUAGCCCGAGAACGUAAAACUCAGACUGCGUUGUCCAGCCAAGGGCGCCAUCUACAUUGUUUUCUG